Osmia lignaria (orchard mason bee) is the source of this 1309-nucleotide messenger RNA. It is a transcript of the gene Pdss2, whose product is annotated as Decaprenyl diphosphate synthase subunit 2. The record is from RefSeq and is a predicted model, not a curated record. Gene Ontology annotation, molecular function: prenyltransferase activity. Gene Ontology annotation, cellular component: transferase complex; mitochondrion. Lineage: Eukaryota; Metazoa; Arthropoda; Insecta; Hymenoptera; Megachilidae. Gene Ontology annotation, biological process: ubiquinone biosynthetic process; isoprenoid biosynthetic process.
AGAGAAAACAAAGUUUACGGGUGUGUACAGCAGAAAAAUGUUUACGAAUAAAGUUAUUUUUACUUUAGUAAGAAACGGAAAUUUGGCCAGAGCAGUUUGGUGUAGUGAAUAUAAUGUAUACUGUACAAAACAAAGAAAUCUGCAUGUUUCUAUGCAGAGUACAUUUCAUGUAUGUCAGUUCAAUAAGGUUGAAGCAAAACUUGCUGGAAGUCAAAAACCAGAUUGGAACAGAGCGGUUUCAGAAGCAGAAAAAAUUGUUGGAUAUCCCACAUCAUUUUUAAGUCUACGUUGGCUUUUAAGCGAUGAAAUAGCAAAUGUAGCAUUACACCUCAGAAAAUUAGUAGGAUCUAAUCAUCCUUUACUAAAAACAGCCAAGAGUGUUAUUUACAAUGGACGUAAUAAUAUGCAAGCAUGGGGUCUUAUUGUAUUGUUAAUUUCAAAAGCUGCUGGUCAUUUAAGUGUAGAUGACAUGGAAGAAGAUAAAGCUGCUGGUGUAUUACACAGUCAGCGAGCUUUAGCAGAAGUCACUGAAAUGAUACGUACUAGUCAUCUUGUUCAUAAAGGAUUAGUAAAUAUAGAACCUAGUGUUUAUUUAGAAACUUCAGAAUUAAAUGACAUGAACUUUGGGAAUAAAAUUGCAUUAUUAAGCGGAGAUUACUUAUUAGCUAAUUCUUGUGCUGAAUUAGCAAAUCUUCGUAAUCAAGAUAUUGUAGAAUUAAUGUCCAGCGCGGUAAGAGAUUUGGCAGAAGCAGAAUUUAUAGGACGCAGAGAUAAUCAAAAUAAUCCUUUACCUUCUGUGCCACCUGAAGACCGAACCGAUUAUGCUGUGAAAGAGUGGACUCUUAGAAAUGUACUAAGCGCUGGUGCUUUACUAGGAAAAUCGUGUAAAGGUACAUUGAAAUUAGCUGGACACGGCAAUGAAAUACAAGAACAAGGGUACAAUUUUGGUAAACAUUUGGCAUUAGCUUGGCAAGCUUGUUUGGAUUUAGGUCCAUUCGUUACAAAAGAUCAAACUGCAACAUUUAAUUUAUGCUCUGCACCAAUUAUGUUUCAUAUCGAACACGACCCAUCGAUUUUGACAGAAAUCGAUAAGGGUAUAGAAUCUGUGAACAAUGUAGAUUAUAAUAAGGUUCACAAGAUUGUCAUGAUGGGACCUGGCAUUGAAUUAACAAAACAAUUGCAAAAAAGACAUUCACAAAGGGCAAUGGAAGUUCUAGGUGUAUUUGAAAAAAGUGAUGCAAGAACAGCAUUAUACAAUAUUAUAGCAGCUAUGGGAGAUUUUUAAAUAAUAAUAUUUAUAAAUAUCUAA